Anthonomus grandis grandis is the source of this 1749-nucleotide messenger RNA. Its product is annotated as peroxisomal membrane protein PEX16. The transcript is spliced from 5 exons. Lineage: Eukaryota; Metazoa; Arthropoda; Insecta; Coleoptera; Curculionidae. Gene Ontology annotation, biological process: peroxisome organization. The record is from RefSeq and is a predicted model, not a curated record. Gene Ontology annotation, cellular component: peroxisomal membrane. The coding region runs from base 251 to 1291 and encodes 346 amino acids.
UUAUAUAUAUUUUUUUUUAAUGAAAAGUACUUGAAAACAAAUAAGAUUCAUUUAUACCACUUUACGUCCUUAUCUACGCUUUAUAGCAAAAUAUUCAUUCAUUUGAUCUUUGCACUCGGCGUGGAGCUUCUAAUACACUCAAGUAAAAAAAAGCAGUAUACCCCAUUUGUUUGAAAACCUUGUGGUGAAUGACAAAAUCCAUGUAUAGCAGCUACUUUUACUAGAUUUGUAAAUUGCAGUUGGUUAAACAAUGAGUUCCCUGCUACUUUCAGUGCCAGAACUAGUAAACUCUUACAAAUCGUGGGUAUCAAAAAACCCACAGGCCGCAGGCGACUGGGAAACCACUGCCAAGUGGGUUUCUUAUUUUCUAGCAGGAAGAAUUAACAAUUCUCAUGUUGUUUCCGAGUUGAUUUACUGCUUAUCAAAUCUAUUGGUACUGUUAAAUGACAAUAUUAUUAGGAAAAAUGUAAACUCCACCCUUAAAAGCAGCGUCGACAAAAUAAAACUAUGGCUUUCAGUAGUUGAAUAUUCAGAGGUGUUUUGUGAGUUAUCUGUGCAGAAAAUAUGGGGCAACACUGGAAAAUGGAUUGUUGUUGUCGCAAUACAAGUAUUUAAAUGUGUGGCCAGGCUAUUGCUAGUAUAUAAACAUAAGGAAACCACCAUCGAGAACCCAAUUAUUCCACCAUUACAAAGAACUCAAUUAUCAAAAGACCAAAAUGCCAAUUCCACAGGCCUCGCGUCGGACAUUAGUCAAAGUUUUGUGACAUUCACCCUAAAGAGGUCAGGUAGAGUGGUUAGAAAAGUUGAGUCGUCCCCUCCAUUAGGUUUGAGAAGUUGGAAACCCGUUGAAGUUUCCAAAACUUCUUUGCCUACUAGUGAGACACAGACUGAAGGAGUUUUACUAAAAAGGCAACUUAUCGCCGAAACGCUUUACAUAUCUAAGCCACUGCUCCACUUAAUUUCCAUGGGUAUGUUCGGUACCAGGAGCUGGAAGCCUUGGAUGGUAUCAAUGGCAAUGGACUUGACAAGCCUUCAACUGUACAAAUCCACCCACAGAAAAUCUCUUAAAGGUCUAAGUGAAAAACAAAAAUUGCAACUGUCUAAGAGGACAAUCCUUUUACUACUAUACUUGAUUCGAUCCCCGUUUUAUGAGAAAUAUAGUAAGAAUAAAAUUGGUGCAUUCCUAAAUGCUUUAAGCCAAAAUAUUCCACUUGCCAAGCUUAUUUGUCAGCCGUUGUUGCAGUAUGUGCCUUUCUGGCAAAGUACAUAUUUUUAUAUGUGGUCAACGUAGAAUAGAUUUUUUUUAUAGUUAGCAAUAAUAUAUCUACUGUUAAUAGGGUAGUAUGGUUUAAAUUUGUUUUUCUAGAUGGAACCAGUUUUACCCAGGUUAACUUAGGACAGGAAAUUAGAGAUUAAGAGUGUUCCUAUUUAUGGUCUAUCCAAAUUUUUCGUUAAUUAUUAGGACAUACAGUAUGUAAUCGUAAUGAUUAUUAUACUUGUUGUGUUUGUUAUUAUCUAAUAGUAGAGGUUUUAAAAUUAAUGUAAAAUACAUUCUGUCAGUAAUUGCCAAAAUGUGAAAGAAAAAUUCGAAAUGUCUAAGUUACCUUACUAAGGUAACCUAAUAGUUCAGUCAUUUCACUAUUUUAAAAUAUAAUCUCCUUCCCUGCAAACUGUUUUUACGAUAUUGUCAUUAAUUAUUAUUAUAAAUAAGGACUUACAUAUUUUUAAAUAAAAAUAAAAAUAAAAUAA